GUGUAACAGCCUGCCACCGAUUGAAAAGCUAAGACUUGAGAGUUGUUCAAAAUUCUUAUAUCUAUCUAUCUACUCAAAAAGUAUAGCCUAUUUUUUUUCUUUAUACAAUUUGUAUACAUAAUACAAAUUGAAGACUACAUAAAACUAAUCAGUAAAGACUUUAUCAAAGGGGAGUUAAAAAGUAGAACUAGUUGUUCUCUUCUCCCCAACAGAGAAAUCAUUGUGACAUAACAUUCAGGGAUCCAUAGGGCUGCAGGGCAUCCAUAUGAAAAUCCAUUUAUUAACAAUUUAUUAACACUUAAAACUGCAGACUUUAAUUAUUUUCAUUAAUGACUUAUUAAAUAUAACUGCAGACUUGAUGACUUAGAAAAUGUGAGACACCAACCCUUUAUUAAUGAUUCAUAAUCAUUUAUAACUGCCGGACUGAAAAAGAAAAUGAUAGGUCAGAAAGUGGUACCUAACUUUGUUACCACUUCAUGGUAUUUGUUUUCAUGUCCUAUGGUCUCAAAGGAUUUUAACUGUCCUAUACUAUCCAUUGAUAUUUUGUAAUUUUUUACUGAAUAUUCAAAUUGACUGAUUGUUUGAAUUCAUAUUUUCAUGAAAAAAAAAUCAUAGCACAGUACAAACAGUGUAGGUAUCUGAAAAGUUUAUGGUAACAUUGUUUAGUCUAACAUUUUUGUGUCAUAUCAACUGUUUGUUACAAAGUUGAUAUUAAUGCGCUAUCAGCCAGCUCAGUUAGCACCUUCGUCUCAACGCAAAAAGGAAACAUGUUUCAUCCCUGACCUUCAAUGUAGCAUUAGCUUUUUGUCCCCGCAUUCACAUUCACAUGAGCUUCCUUAAGACACGCAAGUCAUUUUGUCUGGGUGUUAACCUUCAAAGGAACAUUCAAGAAAAUGUGUAAAUGUGGGGAUAACAUUUUACAAAGAAAGAAAGAUUAGUUUCUAAAUGUGAGACAAGGAUAUGACCUAACACACCAGGGUUUAAUUUUCAAGGUCCAGCAAUGCAGAGAGUUUAUGACCCCAAAAAGGUCAAGUCAUGUAGAGGGUUUUUUAUGCUCGCAUGGACAUGCUUAGUAGUGCUCAAUAUUUAUUUCUCUUUAUUUAAACUUGAAAAUCAUUUACAAUGACGUCAAGCAAGAAAGAAGACAAUCAAUAAAAAAUAUGUCAUUAUACUUAAAGUAUGUCAUUUUACCCUUUAUCCAAAGGCCAUGGCGUUGUUAUCCCCCUCUUUGCUUGUGCAGCUUUGUUUCUGUGUCUUGUCCUGACUGUCCACAUUCCCAGCUGGACCCCAGUCCCUGCUGACUUUGUCUUGUUAGAGGAUGACUUGUCUAAACAGAAACCAGUUGCCCAAUGAAUUUAGAUAGCAAGUGUGAGGCGGCAAUAAUUUGGCCAUGUCCCUCACUGAGCUCAUAUGUUUGGCCUGCCAUUGUUCCUUUCCGGUCCCUUUACUUACGGCUGGGUUGGUGCUUUCCUGUGUCCUCAUCAGACAGCGGGUUAAUCACUCCCCUCGGGAAGUUCCUAUCUUCACCACUGACUGACUGUCUAAAUGAUCUGAAAUGGCCUUCACUGUCUUUUUUCAACUGUGCUUAUGUGAAUCAGUUAGGAGCACAGACAUUCUUUAUCCUGUGAGCAGAAGAUGGCGCAGAGGCAAGAUGAAAUUUAAGAGACAGUUGGUAAACUGCUCUCUUCAUUAUUGGCUGUCACAGCCAGCAUUAUUCUUGGCAUGCAGAAACAGCCUUUGUGUCUUCAUUAUGUUCUAAAUAUAUGUUUGGCAGAUUUAUUUGUGAUGCAGUUUGAUCCACAGUUAUCACCUUUUUUUUUUUGAUGGAAGAAGAAUCGAUGAGUAUUUGGCAGAAAGCCUGUGCAACAAUUAUCCUGGCUUGGGAAAUCCUGUGCCCUGUUAAUUCAGAUAUAGUCAAUGGAGAGUUUAAAGCAGACCUUUUCAGAACCUUACAUCAGCCAGACAAUAUAUAAUGUGUGACUGUGCUUUAAACUCUCUACAUCCAAAGGUAUGUGGACCAGUGUCUAUUUUAGAACCAUCCAAGGGAAUUGAAUUAGGCCAUGAGGCUGCUGGAUUUUCCCCAUUGGGUAAAAACAGCACAUGUGAACAAGUCUGACAAUAGUGAAAGGAGAAAAAUAAAGACAGCGAGUAACAUGCCACCACCAGAGAGUCAUCACUUAUGUCAAAAGCUCUUACCACAAUAAUUGACGUGGCAACAAGAUCACAUGAGUGGUGAUUAGGGAGUCUUAAGUUAGCAAUUUUAUAUUCAAAACAGUGCUGUCUCUGCUAGUGCUGUAUGUACAUAUGCACACAAGUAACCACUAUCAUGCAUUAUGCAUAUGCUAUAUAAAGAGAAUAUUCUGCUUCAUCUGCUGAUGUGACAUGUUUCAAACUGGGCUGUUGAUGUGAUGGCUACUUUAAGAGGAGUGCACAGCAUCAGUUGUAAAUUAAACUCAAUACCAUGUAUUGAUCUAUAGUGCUGGAUAGUUGUGUGCAGGGUACAGCCUGCCUGUUGGUUGAUGAGCGUGCAUUGGCCCCCAUGACAUAUUUAUGCCUUUUCCUUCCCUUUUUUUCCCCCCCUUUCCUUUCCUGACUUCCCUUUUCUCUCUACACUCAAACAAAAAAUCUCAUACUGUACGUCAUACACACCAGAGGGAUGUGUGUAUGAGUGUAUGUGGGGAACAGAGAAAGCAGUAAGGUUCCUAUGCAACAAUAAAAGAGAUGAUACUCAGUGUGGUGUGGAUAAUGCCGUAGAUUCAGGAUGCAAACAGGCAAACUCACUGUCAGAUCUGGGCAGCGGCAGAGUGUGGGACAGCGGGGGUUGUCUGGAGGAGGUGGGGUCUGUCCCAUGUGUCGACUGUCUGAUGGAGAGAUGAGGGGCACAGCACAGUGAGUAUGAAAGGACACAGAGUGCUACGCAGAGAGACUGCAGGCAUGCAGCAGUACAGAGCGGCAUAUAUGUUUAAAGAGGCUGCAGCAGAGUGGGCUAUUGAUGAGGUAUUUUAAGAAUGAGAUCACCUGAGACCUGAGAAUGAGAUCACCUGAGAUCUGUCAAACAUGUGAUUGGACAGUACCCUCCAAAGCCUACAGCAUGUGACUUUUUGCAGUGAAGUUUACGGACCCUCACCAUGCUCUCUCCGUGGAAUCUUUAUCUUCUCCUCCCCCUCUCCUUGCCGCUCUCAUUUCAUGUCACAGUUUUAACUGGAGAAAAUGUCAAGGAAACACAAUGGACAGACACUGACAUGAGAGUGCAGCAUCUCACACAGCCUUCAAAGAGACCUCAUGGAUCUGGUUUAGCACCAGGGAAUGCCAUGUUUGCUCCUGAGAGUAUUGACUCCCUGGAUCUACCAAUGACUUGGCCCUUAUCGUCGUCUGAGGAAAUAGAUAGACAAGGGGUUAUUGGUGAAUAUACUGAUAUACAGGAGAGCUCAGAGACAUCUCCGUUAUAUGGUGAUGAGAAGGGACGUAUCAUAUCCAGACCCACAGAGCGUGCUGCAGAAGAUGCUACCUUUGAGGAGGGUACCCAACCAUCAGUAGGAGCACCACCACAACCUACUGAAGAAAUGUUAAAGUAUGAGCCAGCUGAUACCAGUAUCUUGACCAUAAAUGGAACUACACUGCAUCCCACACACACUGGAGAUAAUCAGACAACUUUCCCAGUCAAGAGGAAUGAAACACCUGAUAGCCAUCUACCUUUUCUUCUAUCUGGCGCAUUUCCAUCAGACAGAUCAGACCAGGACUUCACUUCACCUCUGUCUACUGGACCUGGGCCCAGCCCUGACUACAUCUCUCCACCCAUAGCCACUAGCAGUUGGGGAUGGACUGCUGGCUCUUCUGUUAACACACAGGGGAAAAUACAGGAGGGGACUGUCCCAGUGAAAGAGACUGGGCAUGAAGUGAAUAAUGUAGAUGGAAUUUUACAAAGAGGAGCUGUCAUGGAGACAGAAAAAGAAGACUCCAAGGAUGAUGACCAGCAGGUCACAAAGGCCGGUGGCACUCUCCUGCCUGAUGGUAACAUGGACACAUCAGCCACACCCUGUAAGACAUCAAACCAGUCCUGGACUCCCAUUUACCCAGAUGAUUUUACACCUAAUGAGUCUCUGCGCCCCUCACUGGCUCUCAGCCCUUCCCUUUUCAUCCCUCUGUAUUCGGACUGGAACUCUGCCCUCGCCACAUGGGGGUUUGCUUGGGAAGCACACAUCUACGGCCUGGGAUCUGUCUUUACUGUGUUUGGUAUGAUCUCUGUGGUCUGCCUGUUAGGCUUGCCUCUGCGGUGUCCUCCAGGAAGCCCCUACUUCACUCUGCUGCACUUAUUCCUGCUAGCAUUUUCAGGGUCUCAAGCUUUUUCUUUGCUUUAUGAUGCUUACAGUCACCAAGAUCGUCUUCCCCCUCUUGGCUCUCUGCUGCUCUCUCAGCUGCCCUUCCCCUGUUUGAUCUCUGCAUUCUCCCUGGCCUUCCUCCUUCUUUCUCUGCGCUCACGCAUGCGUCUUUCACUCCCACUUGCUAUUUCCACUUCAUUCUCAGCCUUGCCCAAACCUUGCCUAUUACUGUGUAUGUGCCUUUUGCAUUUUGGAGUCUCUCUAGGUUGUGUUGGCAUGCUCCAGUUCUUCCACAGCCUCCCCACCAUGAUCCUUCUACUCCCCCAGGGUGUGUUUGUAUGCCUCACUGUCUUUCUCUCAUGCUCCUACCUCAUCUUUUACUGCUUAAUACAAGUCGAUACUAAACACAUCUAUAGGCUGAAUGACAAUGGAGAGAGUGGAGGAUCUCCCGAAGUGAUGCAACCUGCAAGUUGCCCCUUUGCCAAGGUGGAAGACUGGGGCAGGGCAGCAGGUGCUGGAGUAGGCGCUUCGUUGUGUUUGUUAGGAUGUGGAGGCCUACAGCUCUAUGGGAUCCUACAUGCCCUUGGUUUGGGUGGGGUUGAUGGUUAUGGGUUUUCGCCCUGGCCCUGGUGGGGCUACCAGGUAGGCUGCAGGGUCUGUGAGGUUGGAGUGUGUCUAGGUUUGUCUCUCAUUGGCACACACCCUCUAUUCAGUCACAACAACUCUAUCAAGACCAUAACUCAGCCCCGGCCUGGAUCGUGGUCCCGUUUAUCCUGCAGCUCCCCUUCACGAGGGCUCACCCUGCCCUCUCAGGUCAGUCUAAAUUCUCCUGUCCUCUCCUCUCAUGAUACCUGGUCCCAGGGUAAGCAGGAAAAGCUGGUGGUGUGUGAUGUCAUUCUUAAGGGACAAUCAGAGGCUCUCCCUCUUUGCUCCAUGGUGGAUCCUCCUGGAAAUGGGACAGACUGUAUCCCCAAAUUCAGCCAAACCCGGACUGCUGUACCACCUCUACCUACGCCCCCAAGCCCACCACACAAGUCUAAAAAUGCAGUGGAGUCUCAGCUCUCCUCACUAGAUAGCCUGGGUAUGGAGACUGACUCUACUGUGGACCUGCGGCCCCCAUCUCCCAUUAACUUGUCCCGCAGCAUUGACCAGGCUCUGUUCAGUGAAUCUUUAUUCUCUCACAGUAUAUUUGGUUUGCCAAGACUGUUCCAUGCUUCCUCCAGCCUUUCUUUGAGCUCUCCUAGCCAAGGCACAUCAAAGCAAGUGUCCAGCUCUGUGGAAAACGCCUUAUAUCGAACCUCUUCCUGUAGAGACAUGGAUCAAGAGAAUGUCCUGCCUAGUUCAAUACCUUCCCAGCCUCAUGGCUCUUUGACAUGUCACAACAAACCUCCAACAUCACCAGAGAAACCGGAUUGGAAAGGGAGUGUCUCUGGUUCAACCCAGGGCCUAUGCAGCAAACCAAAGGAGACAGGAAAGCUGCGAUCACAUUCCUGGGCCAACAGAGGGCAAAACUUUACUCAGAGCAGCCUUCCACGAGCAAUCCCCCACCUGUCUUACCACAGGCGUUACCGAACCCUGAGCCUAGCCUCACAGGACAGCCAGGGAUCUGGUCGACUGGCGGGGACUAAACACCUGAGUGAGAGCAAACAGCUGGAAUGGGAUCUGGCUGUACAGGCAGAGUUUGUCAGCGUGUGCAGACAAAUUGACGCUUUGAGUGUUUGCAGUGACACCAUUGAAUUGUAGGAAGUUAUAGAUGCCCAGUUGUGAUUGGAGCACACAUGACAUUGUACAGAAAUAGCUCUGGAAGAAUUAAACUGUAUUGAUGCAAUAUGUAAACCAUAACUUAUUUUCUUUAAAUACUGUACAGUUGAUAUUAUAUACAUUCAAUCUUGCUCAUCAAAUAUCUGUUGCUAAAUAGUGCAAAUGCUAUCAAGAAGUUAACUUAAGCAGGAGUUUUAAUAUUUGUAUAACUGAUAAAUUGAGAUUUUUGAUAUAUUAAUCUAUCCCAUAGAGAGAAAUUCAAAGACUCCAGAUGUUUUGUUUUAUACUGUUGAUGUAUUGUUUUCAAUAGUGAAUAGAUUAGCCAGUAGGGCCGCAGAGACAGACUCAUCUACAGUUGCAACCAUAAUGAGUAAUAUUAGAAAUAUUAAAAUCUAAUUUGUCAAAGGAGCUAAAAAUCACAGUCUGACUGAAAUGGUAAAGCACAAUAUUCUGCUGACACAUGAUCAGCACCUUGCUGCCCAUAAAGGUGUCUACAGAGUUGGCGGACAAGUACUUCAUCAUGAAUCCUCAGUGUGAAAACAGGCAUUUUGGGAUGCGGUACUUUCCUGAUAUAUUUUUAAGUGUGGUGUAUUAAACAAGAAAAAAUCAUAAAUACACAGGGUGAG
Thunnus maccoyii (southern bluefin tuna) is the source of this 6706-nucleotide messenger RNA. RefSeq names its product proline rich transmembrane protein 4a (gene prrt4a). The transcript has 3 exons. NCBI's taxonomy places the organism in Eukaryota, Metazoa, Chordata, Actinopteri, Scombriformes, Scombridae. The record is from RefSeq and is a predicted model, not a curated record. The coding region runs from base 3129 to 6062 and encodes 977 amino acids.